CGAGGUAACGGCGGCGGCUGCUCCCCGCACGGCGCAAUUCCCGGUGAAAAGAGAAAAUUCCCUGUGUCUGGAAACAUGGAUGUGAAGAGUAGAAAUUAUCUGCUUCUGAAUCGCCAGGCAUUGGAAAAAGACAUCAAGACCUCAUACAUUAUGGAUCAUAUGAUUGCUGACCAAGUAUUGACAUUACAGGAGGAAGAGAAAGUAAAACAACAGAAUACUCAGAAGGAGCGAGCAGCUAUGCUAAUAAACAUUAUCCUUAAAAAGGAUAAUAAUUCAUAUAGAUCUUUCUAUAACGCACUACUUCAUGAAGGGUACAGAGAUCUUGCUGCGCUACUUCAGGAUGGCAUCCCGGUCUUCUCUGCUGGAAAUGGGAAGAGUUCUGCGGAUGGAAUGACUUCAUAUGUUAAGAUGGUCCUAUGCGAAGGAGGUGUACCACAGAGACCAGUGGUGUUUGUUACGCGUCCAAAACUGGUAGAUGCCAUUAAGCAGAAACUCUGCUGUUUGGGAAAUGAUCCCGGUUGGGUCACGGUUUAUGGAAUGGCAGGUUGUGGAAAGACAGUUUUAACAGCAGAAGCUUUAAGGGAUCACCAGCUCUUGGAAGAUUAUUUUCCAGGAGGAGUUCACUGGAUAUCUGUUGGAAAACAAGACAAAGCAGGGCUUCUAAUGAAACUCCAGAAUCUCUGUAGUAGGUUAGACCACGAUGGUACCUUUUCACAAAGGCCACCCCUUAACAUCGAGGAGGCUAAAGAUCGUCUUCGUUUGCUGAUGCUACGCAAAUACCCCAGUAGGCCUCUCUUGGUCCUGGAUGAUAUUUGGGAUUCCUGGGUGUUAAAAGCAUUUGAUAAUCAGUGUCAGAUUCUGAUCACCAGCAGGGACAGGAGUGUAACAGAUGCAGUGGCUGGCAAUAAAUAUGAGAUACAUGUGGAAAGUGGAUUAGCACAUGAGAAAGGGCUGGAGGUUUUGUCCCUGUUUGUGAAUAAGAAAAUAACAGAACUGCCGGAACAAGCUGAUUGCAUUGUAAGGGAAUGCAAAGGUUCUCCUCUUGUGAUAUCCUUGAUAGGUGCUUUAUUACGAGACUUCCCUGGUCGUUGGGAAUACUACCUCAAGCAGCUGCAGAAUAAGCAAUUCAAAAGAAUAAGAAAAUCUUCAUCAUAUGACUAUGAAGCUCUUGAUGAAGCAAUGUCCAUAAGUGUUGAACAACUGAAUGAAAACAUUAAGGGCUAUUAUAAGGACCUUUCCAUCCUCCCAAAAGAUGUUAAAGUUCCUACAAAGGUUCUCUGUAUUCUUUGGGAUAUGGAAACUGAAGAAGUUGAAGAUAUCUUGCAGGAAUUUGUUAACAAAUCACUGUUAUUCUGUGAUCGUAAUGGGAAGUCAUUCCAUUAUUAUUUACAUGAUCUUCAACUUGACUUUCUUACAGAGAAGAAUCGCAAUCAGCUUCAGGAUCUACAUAAAAACAUAGUAAAUCAGUACAAAAAAUAUUACAAACUUAAUAUGCCCAUUCCAUCUGAAGAGGAUUGCAUGUACUGGUAUAACUUCCUAGCAUAUCAUAUGGCAGGUGCCAAUAUGCAGAAGGAACUCUGUGAUCUUAUGUUUUCUCUGGAUUGGAUUAAAGCUAAAACAGAGUUGGUAGGCCCUGCCCAUCUGAUUCACGAAUAUGUAGAAUAUAGUUCAGUCCUUGAUCAAAAGAAUAGCAUAGUACGUGAGAACUUCCAGGAAUUUCUGUCUUUAAAUGGGCACCUUCUUGGACGACAGCCAUUUCCUGACAUAAUACAGCUGGGUCUUUGCCAACUGGAGACAUCAGAGGUCUAUCAGCAAGCCAAGUCACUUGCUCAACAAGAAGCAGGCAUAUUUUAUUUGGAGUGGAUAAAUAAGAAGUCCAUGAAGAACCUCUCCCGCCUGGUAGUUCGUCCACACAGAGAUGCAGUAUACCAUGCCUGCUUUUCUCAGGAUAGACAGAGAAUAGCAUCAUGUGGAGCUGAUAAAACACUACAGGUGUUCAAGGCAAAAAGUGGAGAGAGACUUCUGGAGAUAAGGGCACAUGAUGAUGAAAUAUUUUGUUGCGCGUUCUCUGCGGAUGGUGCCUUUGUAGCAACUUGUUCAGCUGAUAAAAAAGUGAAGAUCUGGAAUUCAAGAACAGGUCAAUGUAUGCGUGUAUAUGAAGAACACACAGAACAGGUCAAUUGCUGCCAAUUUAAUAAUAGAAGUGGUCAGUAUCUUUUAUCCACGUGCUCAAAUGACACUUUCAUCAAACUUUGGGAUUUGAACAGAAAAUAUUGUAGAAAUACAAUGUUUGGUCAUGUCAAUGCUGUCAAUCAUUGUAAAUUUUCACCAAAUGAUGAAUAUGUUGCUAGCUGCUCAACCGAUGGAACAGUAAAGCUUUGGGAAGUACGCUCCGCAAAUGAACUGAAAACCAUUGAGAUAAAAGAUUUCUUCAAAACUGCAGAUGAGCAACCAGAUGAUGUGGAGAUCUUAGUUAAGUGUUGCUCCUGGUCACAAAAUAGUGCCAUGAUUCUGGUGGUAGCCAAAAAUAAGCUUCUGCUCUUUGAUGUUAAAACGAGUGAUUUAUUAAAGCAAGUCACUGUAAGUCAUCACAGUAUGAUCCAAUAUUGUGACUUCUGCCCUGGUGAUGAGUUAGUAGCAGUUGCUUUAUCUCACUGUUCUGUUGAGUUAUGGAAUAUUAAAUCAUUAUCAAAAGUAGCAGAUUGCAGGGGACAUAUGAGCUGGGUUCAUUGUGUGACAUUUUCUCCAGAUGGAUCUUUAUUUGUCACAUCCUCUGAUGACCAGACGAUACGAAUUUGGGAAACAAACAAGGUGUGCAAGUCUUCUCAUGCUGUGCUGAAAAGUGAACUUGAUGUUGUAUUCCACAAUGAUAAAGUGGUGAUUUUAGCAAUUUACAAUCAGCAGCAUUUACAACUUAUUAAUGGGAAUAACGACAGCAUUAUUAUGCAGACAGAAGCUCAGGAAUGCCCUAUUUGCUGCUGUUGCUUAAGUGAAGAUCUUAAAUUUGCCGCAUUUGGAGAGGAGAAUGGAAAAAUAAAGGUACUACAGUUGUCAGAUGGGAAAGUCUUGAAAGCCUUAGAAGCCCACCGGACACCUGUGCAGCAUUGCCGGUUUACCUCUGACUGCCAGACCCUCAUUUCGAGUGCUCAUGAUUCAGUAAUACAGGUAUGGAGAUGGCAGUUGAACGAACGUAUGUUUCUAAGAGGGCACAAAGAAGCAGUCAAGGAUUUUAGACUUCUGGAAAAUUCAAAACUUCUUUCUUGGUCAUUUGAUGGAACUGUUAAGGUGUGGAAUAUAAUAACUGGAAAAGCAGAAAAAGAUUUUACAUGCCACAGAGAUACAGUUCUUUCUUGUGCUGUUUCACCUGAUGGUAGCAAGUUUGCAUCUGCUUCUGCUGACAAAACUGCAAAGAUAUGGAGUUUUGAAAGUUCAUCUGUUCUACGUGAGCUGAAUGGUCAUGAAGCCUGCGUACGAUGCUGUACUUUCUCUUCUGAUAACAAAUUGCUGGCCACUGGAGAUGACAAAGGAGAAAUAAUGAUUUGGGAUACCUUAACAGGUGAAUUACUUCACUACUUCUCCCCAGUUACUGUAGAUGAAGGAGAACCAACCCACAGUGGUUGGGUGACAGACCUCUCGUUUUCUCCUGACAGUAAGAUUCUUGUGUCAUCUGGAGGCUAUCUUAAGUGGUGGAAUGUAACUACAGGAGAAUCCUUACAAACCUUCUACACAAAUGGAACAAACCUCAAGUCAAUACAUGUAUCCCCUAACUUCAAUGUGUAUGUGACUGUUGAUAACCUUGGUAUUCUUUAUGUAUUGCAAAAGAUGUGAUUAAUGUGAUGAACAUUGCAGAGAUCAUGUAGCUYGCUCAAUUUUUGAGCUAGAAAUUAAAUUCUGCUAACUAUUUUUCUGGCAGUCAUUAAGCUGUGAAUUGUAUUUCAAUAUUGUAUUCAUGUAAAUUCAUUUCAUUCAUUCAUUUCAUGUAUAUUUAUGUAUGCUUUCUCAAAUGAAUUUGCAUUUAAUCUUGUUUUUGAUAAGCAUUAUUAUUAAUACUUGAGUGUUUGCAUCUUAAAUAUGUUGCUCAACAUUAUAAGGACAUUAUAUUAAGAUUUAUUCAAAUUGUGUGAAGUUAAUAAACAGCAGUGGAGAAAUAAUAGGAGUAUAAAGAUCAGAAUAUUAUUUUAUGCUAAGGCUGAUGGCUAAAUGUUCUGUAGCCGUGUACACRAGGAUUUUUAUUUUCCACUGUGUUGUGAGACUUUUCAUAUAAUGCAGAAUGGAAAGAAUCAGGGACAUGUUUUAUUUGAAAAAUGAUACUCUUGGUAUCGUGGUGCUUGAAGUUCAAAACCAGAAGUCUGUUAGUUCUGUUGACAGCAGCAGGACUUCCCACUUGUGGUGAGAACUGUUAUGCUCCCACCCUUGGGGAGAUCAAGUGCAUUAUAACACAUAAGAGCUGUGCUUAUGAAGARGAAGCUUUUCAGUCUCGUUUUCUGAAGACAAAACCUGGAAAGUUAUUGGAAUUGGAGGAGAGCGUGCCACGUUUCCAGGCAUAGGGCUAAUAGAGAUAACCUAGUAAACUCUGAUAGAAAAUAUUUUAAAAGGUAUAUGCUGAAAAAUACAGAAAGGUGUGAAUUUUUAGUUGUUUUUCUUGAAGAUUAGCAUUCAACUCAUACCAUACCACAGAAUUUUAUUUGGAUCAUCUUUGUUUACAUGGGGUUCUCUGCACAGAGGUCUCUUGACUGCUAUGUGAUUCUUUAUUAUGUUUUUUAAUCUAUUUAUACAUCCAGUACAGGGUAUAACUUUUGACAUUUUCUACUAACAAUAGUUAACAUUUUUUGUGAAUAAUUAACAUUUUUUUAGACAUCUAGUAAGCAGGUCUUGUUUUAGUUAGUUACCUCUCAACUGCCRUGGGUAAUUGCACAAGCAUUUAAUAUCAUGAUUU
Molecule: messenger RNA, 4936 nt
Organism: Nothoprocta perdicaria
Lineage: Eukaryota; Metazoa; Chordata; Aves; Tinamiformes; Tinamidae
Gene: APAF1
Product: apoptotic peptidase activating factor 1
Exons: 27
Coding region: 76-3828 (1250 amino acids)
Biological process (GO): regulation of apoptotic process; apoptotic signaling pathway
Cellular component (GO): apoptosome
Molecular function (GO): protein binding; ADP binding
Source: RefSeq, a predicted model, not a curated record